Molecule: messenger RNA, 1813 nt
Organism: Leguminivora glycinivorella
Lineage: Eukaryota; Metazoa; Arthropoda; Insecta; Lepidoptera; Tortricidae
Product: homeobox protein SIX1-like
Exons: 7
Coding region: 115-1179 (354 amino acids)
Biological process (GO): regulation of transcription by RNA polymerase II
Cellular component (GO): transcription regulator complex; nucleus
Molecular function (GO): DNA-binding transcription factor activity, RNA polymerase II-specific; RNA polymerase II cis-regulatory region sequence-specific DNA binding
Source: RefSeq, a predicted model, not a curated record
CUACACCUUGUCAUUUGACCCUUAGUGCUCGCCGGGUGAGGGCGUGUGACAGUUAUUUUUGUGUAGUGUUUGUGAAGUGCUAUAUUAUUGUGUUUUAGGUAAUCUCGCUCGGGGAUGAAAUCCACAGCAAUGGAUUGUGGCAGCUGCCUCAGCCCUGCAAGUGACACGGACGAGUCCGAAACGUCCCUGUUCCCCUUCGAUAACCAAAAAGACACCAACAAAAUGGCUUUCGACAACUACUUAACCCCGCAACGCAACAAGAAAUUCCGCGACUGCUACGAAACGAAACUACCCUACGUCCGCGAAUUCAAAGAACUGGUCGAACGCUUCAAAAACAACGAUGAAGAAACAUUCGACGAUCGCAUGCGUUCCAAUUUCAACGAGGACAUGAACUAUGCUCAGAACGAGAAUCUGACGCUUCUACGAAUGACGGAACAGACUUUUGAAGUACCUGUUGAACGAGAAAGAGUAGCACAGUCUUAUUUUGCUGAAAAUGAGAAUACAAGAAGAUGUUUAAACUUCAAUUUUGAGCAAGUUCAGUGUGUGUGCGAAGCGUUACAGCAGAAGGGGGAUAUAGAGAAAUUGUCAGAGUUCCUGUGGAGUUUGCCGCCGAGCGAGCUGCUUCGUGGAAGCGAAACUGUACUCAGAGCGCGCGCUUUAGUAGCGUACCAUAGAGGCGCGUUUCAAGAGCUAUACGCCAUAUUGGAAGCGCACGCUUUCCCGCCAAAACACCACAACGCUCUGCAGACUCUAUGGUUCAAGGCUCACUACAAGGAGGCUGAAAAAGUUAGAGGAAGGAAACUAGGUGCUGUGGAUAAAUACAGGCUAAGGAAGAAAUACCCGCUACCAAAGACAAUUUGGGACGGCGAAGAAACCGUCUACUGUUUUAAGGAGAAGAGCAGGAACGCAUUGAAGGAAUGCUAUUACAGAAAUAGGUACCCAACACCCGAUGAGAAGAGAGCCCUAGCGCGUAAAACCGGCCUGACUCUCACGCAAGUCUCCAACUGGUUCAAAAACCGUCGGCAGAGGGACAGGACACCACAGCAGAUCAACAGACCAGAGAUGCUAGUACCAGCGCAGUACGCCGGUCCACAAGGUGCCUUGGCUCCUGCUCUGCUACCCAACUCCUACUACCACCAGCUACAAGAACCUACUCACUAUCUUAGCAAUGGGGCAUAAGUAUAAGUUAUCAUCAUCUACCUAUUCAGAAAAUAAAAACAGAAUUGAUCCACCAAAAGGAUGGAUGGACCCUUUACGGCUCAGCCACGACAUUGGUCUGGCAUGGGGCUGGCGCGACAGCGGGGAGCGGCGGCCAUACAUUGGAGCGAGACACAGCGAUGGGACUUUUCACUCGCACGUAUGGCUGCACUCACCGCUGUCGCGCUUAGACCAAUGUCGUGGCUGGGCCGUUAGAGUCGUAUAAAGAUAAGUCCACAGCGAUUUUGAGAGCCCCGCAGGUGCGUGUUAAUUUAUACGCCAAAAUUCUGUGAAAUUAUGACAUUUUAGGUACCCCUACACAGGCCAGAGGCCUUACUCCGUUUUCACAUUAUCCGAUCCGAUCCGAUAUAGGAAGGAUUUCAAUGGAAAUAAUCCAAGAUGGCGCCAGUAAUGUAUGGGAUAUCGGUCCUACAUCCGAUAUCGGAUCGGAUAAUGUGAAAACGCACUAAAUUCCAAGCGUUUAUAAAUGUCCAAGUCGCAUCAAUUAAAAAUUGACUGUGAAUAGUGUGAAUAUUAUAAGUAUGUUUACCAAGAUCGCUGUCGACUACGAUUGGUAUUACGACUCCACUGAGUUGAUCGCUCAAACGUAACGAGA